This is a messenger RNA of Paramisgurnus dabryanus, 5943 nucleotides long. It is a transcript of the gene rasgrf2a, whose product is annotated as Ras protein-specific guanine nucleotide-releasing factor 2a. Gene Ontology annotation, molecular function: guanyl-nucleotide exchange factor activity. Lineage: Eukaryota; Metazoa; Chordata; Actinopteri; Cypriniformes; Cobitidae. The record is from RefSeq and is a predicted model, not a curated record. Gene Ontology annotation, biological process: Ras protein signal transduction. Gene Ontology annotation, cellular component: plasma membrane.
AGAGAUGUGUGGAGAUGCGUUGCGUCAUUCGCAACCGCUGCUUGUUUGGAAACGCGUCUCGUUACUUGCAAAUUUUAAAAGCAAGUUUAUUAAAAGCCGAAUUUCUUUCACGCUACUAACAAUGGCGAUGUCGUUCGUACUUUCUGUUAAAACACCGGUGCGUAAAAGCGCGGAGAUUAUUUCAGCGCCUCUUGAGGAUUUAUUAGAGUAUUAAAAGCAGGAAUUUGGAGAUUGUGAGGUAAAUAAAAAUUGUGGUGUUUGUGGAAGUAAAUAGAUAUAGAGGUGGUAAAUAGAUCUGUCUCUUUAAGUUGGCAUUAAAGCCGAUUAACGUUGAUCUCGGUCGUGAUUUUGUUGUACCGUCUGUUCACUGGAUCUGUUUUGUUUUACGCCUCUGCGCGCAGUUUAGAUCAUGUUUUAAUACAAAUUUGUAACUAUAGUUCCGUUUGUUACAGUACACACGCCUUUUGGCAUCGCACUCCCUGCGUAAUUACGCGUUACGGGCGGCUGGAGUCCCCUUGACGCGCGGCGUCGGCGCUUUGAGCUGAACUUCACACCAUCUUCAGUGUGUGAGAAGGACGAUGGCUUCAGUGUGACACUCUUGUGUGUGAAGAUGCAGAAGAGCGUGCGCUAUAACGAAGGGCACGUCCUCUUUCUGUCCACGAUUGCGCGCAAAGACGGCGUGAAGCGCGGCUAUUUGAGUAAGAAAGCGUCGGAAAACAGCCGCUGGAACGAGAAAUACUUCGCGCUUUAUCAGAAUGUACUUUUCUACUUUGAGCACGAGCAGAGCGCGAGACCGUCAGGGAUUUACCUGCUUGAAGGCUGCACCUGCGAGAGGGUUCCGGCUCCAAAGGUGUCAACCAUCGGCAAAGAGACUGCAGAUAAACAGCAGCAUCAUUUUCUGGUCAUCUUCGGUCACGAUGGACAGAAACCUCUGGAGCUGCGGACAGAAGAAGAUGCAGACUGCAGUGAGUGGGUGGAGGCCAUUCAGCAGGCCAGUUACUCCGAUCUCAUCAUCGAGCGGGAAGUUCUCAUGCAGAAGUACAUUCAUCUCGUGCAGAUCCUGGAGACGGAGAAGGUGGCCGCCAAUCAGCUGAGGACACAACUGGAAGAUCAAGAUACAGAGAUCGAGAGGCUGAAGGCAGAGAUCACAGUUUUGAAUAAAGCAAAGGAGAGGAUGUUACUGUAUCAGUCCAAUCAAGAGGAGGAAGAUCCGGACAUCAAAAAAAUCAAGAAGGUGCAAAGUUUCAUGCGCGGUUGGCUCUGCCGGAGGAAGUGGAAGACCAUCGUGCAGGACUAUAUCUGCUCGCCUCACGCCGAGAGCAUGAGGAAGAGAAACCAGAUCGUCUUUAACAUGGUCGAAGCGGAGACAGAAUAUGUCCUUCAGCUGUCCAUCCUGGUUAACUGUUUCCUGCGGCCGCUCCGGAUGGCGGCCAGUUCCAAAAAACCUCCCAUCAGCCACGACGAUGUCAGCAGUAUCUUCCUUAAUAGCGAAACCAUAAUGUUUCUUCAUGAGAUAUUCCAUCAGGGCCUGAAGGCGCGUAUAGCCAACUGGCCGACGUUAAUUUUAGCUGAUCUGUUUGACAUCCUGCUGCCAAUGCUGAACAUUUACCAGGAGUUUGUGCGAAACCAUCAGUACAGCCUGCAGGUUUUGGCAAACUGCAAACAGAACCGAGACUUUGAUAAACUUCUGAAGCAGUAUGAAGCCAACGCUGCCUGUGAGGGCAGAAUGCUGGAAACUUUCCUUACAUACCCAAUGUUUCAGAUUCCUCGCUAUAUCAUCACUCUGCACGAGCUGCUCGCACACACACCUCAUGAACAUGUGGAGCGCAAGAGUCUGGAAUUCGCCAAAUCCAAACUUGAGGAACUAUCCAAAAUGAUGCACGAUGAAGUGAGUGACACCGAAAACAUCCGGAAAAAUCUUGCGAUUGAGCGAAUGAUCGUGGAGGGCUGUGACAUUCUGCUCGACACCAGUCAGACGUUUGUACGACAAGGUUCUCUGGUUCAGCUUCCCUCCAUUGAGAAAGGUAAACUGAGUAAAGUGCGUUUGGGUUCACUGUCUCUGAGAAAGGAGAGCGAACGGCAGUGUUUCCUGUUUACUAAACACUUCCUCAUCUGCACCCGGACCUCCAGUGGAAAACUGCACCUGCUCAAACAAGGAGGCACGUUGUCUCUUAUCGAGUGUGGACUGAUCGAGGAGGUGGACGCCAAUGAUGAAGACUAUAAUGCUGCCGUUCAGGGAUUUAACCAUCUGGAGUUUAAAAUCGUGGUUGAGCCGGCUGAUGGUCCAUCAUUUACAGUCACUCUGCUGGCACCGUCUCGACAGGAGAAAGCUGCGUGGACCAGUGACAUCAGCCAGUGCAUUGACAACAUUCACUGUAAUGGCCUAAUGACCAGCGUGUUUGAGGAAAACUCUAAAGUCACUGUGCCUCACAUGAUCAAAUCUGAUGCCCGGCUGCACAAGGACGAUGUUGAUAUUUGUUUCAGCAAAACGUUAAACUCGUGCAAGGUCCCACAGAUCCGUUAUGCCAGCGUGGAGAGACUUCUGGAACGACUGACAGACCUGCGCUUCCUUUCCAUCGACUUCCUCAACACCUUCCUGCACACGUAUCGAAUCUUUACCACUGCUGCCGUGGUGAUGGACAAACUGGCCGACAUCUACAAGAAACCUUUCACGUCUAUACCCGUCAGGGUUCAGUAUCAUUCAUCUGACCGUUUGUCCAUCACCUCCAUCUGUCCAGACUACAGUCUGAAGAUCACAAGACUCGCGCUGGAUCAGUCCAAGUCCCUUGAACUUUUCUUCGCCACAAACCAGGGCCCAUGGAGUGGAGAGCACCUAAACAACAAAUCCCCGCGGCUGUCACGCAAGUUCUCGUCUCCUCCGCCCGUAUCUGUCCCGUCCCGUACGGCUUCCCCAAUCCAAGCCCGCAAACUUUCCCUCAGUUCUGCUGUGGGCUGUAGGGGUGGAGCCCUGGACCUGUCGACGGCCACGUCCUCCGCAUCCGGCAGCCCGACGUCCACCUAUAACCCCCUCAUCUCCUCCCCCCCUCCCACCUGUACCAAGGCCCCUCUGGACCUCAGCCGGGGUCCCAGUUCUCCCGAGCUCGCAUCCACCACUCCGGACGAGGGCGGGGACCUGCCACGUAUAGACGCCUUCUGCGGGAAGCUGCGGAGGAGUAUUCGUAGAGCUGUUCUGGAGUCAGUGUCAUUGGACAAGUUCAUUCCCGAGACGCCCGUGUCGAGUGAGACUGGAGAUCUGUCACCCUGCCGAUCUCCAUCCACACCACGACACCUGCGCUGCAGACAGCCAGCAGGUCAGUCUCCUGAUAACAACCGCUGUUCCGUCUCUCCGGCCUCCGCGUUCGCCAUCGCCACAGCCGCGGCUGGACACGGCAGCCCGCAAGGUCAGACGACACAGAUCGCUUCAGACGGCUCACACGAUCUCCUACGGCCUUUGGUUAUGAUCCCGCUGGCUGCCACCAACAGGGUUCUCAAUGUCCUGCGCCAUUGGGUUUCCAAGCACUCGCAGGAUUUUGAGAUGAAUGCAGAGUUGACGACGGCUGUGAUCUCUCUCCUGGAGGAGGUGCUCAGAGAUCCUGAUCUACUUCCACAGGAACGGAAAGCCACGGCAAACAUACUAAACGCUCUUUCUCAGGAUGAUCAGGACGACUCGCAGCUGAAGAUUGAAGACAUCAUGCAGAUGUCGGAGUGUCCGAGGAAUGAAUGCUUUGAGUUGCUCUCAGCUAUGGAGGUUGCUGAACAGAUCACACUGUUGGAUUAUAUAGUUUUCCGGAAUAUUCCAUAUGAAGAGUUUCUGGGUCAGGGCUGGAUGAAGAUGGACAAAAAUGAAAGAACGCCAUACAUUAUGAAGACAAGUCAACACUUCAACGAUAUGAGCAACCUGGUGGCGUCUGAGAUUAUGGCUCAUUCCGAUGUUGGAUCCAGGGCCAGCUCGAUUGAGAAAUGGCUCGCCGUCGCAGACAUUUGCCGCUGUCUCAACAACUACAACGGUGUCCUGGAGAUCACAUCAGCCCUGAACCGCAGCGCUAUCUACAGGUUAAAGAAAACAUGGGCCAAGGUCUGCAAACAGACUAAAGCGCUUAUGGACAGACUGCAGAAAAUCGUAUCAUCCGAAGGAAGAUUUAAGAACCUGAGAGAAACGCUGAAAAAUUGUAACCCUCCGUGUGUGCCCUAUCUGGGUAUGUACCUGACUGAUUUGGCAUUUAUUGAGGAAGGAACGCCCAACUUCACAGAGGAGGGUCUCGUCAACUUCUCUAAAAUGAGAAUGAUUUCACACAUAAUUAGAGAAAUCCGACAGUUUCAACAAGCCCCCUACAGGAUUGAGCUUCAACCCAAGGUUACUCAGUUCCUACUUGACAAGACUCUUGUAAUGGAUGAAGACACACUGUAUGAUUUAUCUCUAAAGAUUGAGCCACGUCUCCCCCCUACACGCUAAACAUCAUCAUGUUUACAUCGCACUGCAAACUUAGAUAUCAGAAGUAUAAAGUUGUUUAUAUCAAAUAAUAAUGGGCUAAUGUAUGAAAAUCCAUACAUCUGAACUGAAGUCUAUCCAGUAUGGAAACAGUAGCUUGGCCAUAAAAUCAAAUCCAUAUCUUGUGUGUGUGCGUGCGUGCGUGCAUGCGUGUGAAUUAAUAGGUUUUAUGCCUAUUUCUGCUUCGAAAUGUAAACAUUUGUAUUUAAAAUAUAUAAAUAUAUAUAGAUAGAAACUUUAUGUAAGCAUUUUUCCAUUGAAAUGGGCAUUGGUUGAACAAAUGUGGGUACCACAAUGCUUUUGAUGUAAACUCAGGUUCAAAUGUGCCUUUUCCUAAAUAUCAUGUAGUUACAUUUCAUCAUAGAUAUUUCUAGCAUGAUGCAUUUUAAUAUCUGAUAUUGUCUGAAAAUGUUUUACCUGAAUGCAAAAUAUUAGAAGCCUGAUUCCUAUUUAAGAUGUUUUGUAUGUGUACAAAUGUAUAUUUUGUAUGUGAUAUGUGUUCGAUGAAGCUAAACAGUGUUUACCUGUAACUAGCUGGUCCUCUUUUCCGAUCAGUCCUCCAUUUAAAAAAAUCCAAGGACCACAGCAACAUCUCCAUCUACUGGCAAAGGAUGUAUGUUAUAAGCUUCACCAAGCACCUUUAUUGUUUACCAAAUUUAAUAUGUUUUUACUAUAGUAAUUUAUUAAUGCUAGAUAUUAAUUCAGGUAUUUAACAACAGAUGGACUGCAUUUAUUUAUUGUAGCAUGUUAGUUUAUGUCAGUUUUUUGGGCAAGUGUGUGCAUAAAUUUGCAUUUAAAUAGCUACACAUUUUAAAUAAAAUAGAUUUAAAUUAGAUGAAUUUAAUUUGCAAUAUAUUUUAUGUUUCUUUUGGAUAAAUGAUAGGAAAUUUUAAUAUUCACUUUGAAGUCUAAUGACAUUCUUACGUAAAGAAAUGUAGUGCAGUGAUGGUAGCAGAUGGUAUUACCAUAGUACUGAAUGAUUACUUUAUUCAUUUAUUAUUGUAUUUACAUGCUUCUUAAAUGCACUACACACAAUACCAUGGUAAUACCAUGUCAAAACAAAAAUCAUGGUAGUUUUUGAUGAGUGCAGAUAAAGUUGUUUACUUUUGCAUAAACGUGAGAAUCACUCAUGGGUUUACAGGUUGGUUUCAGAAGAAAACAUACCCAUUUUUAAACUUUAUAUUUUAGUCAGUUUUUGUAUAAAGUAAAUGAAUUAUUGUUUGACUAAUGUGAAUAUGAAUACAAGAUAUGUUCAUGUAAAGAAUAUGAAGUGUUUUAUUUAUAAUUUAUGUUUAUUUCAGCAUUUUAUUAUAUAUACACAUUUGAAGUAGUUGACUGACCCACAUUGUUUUUUUUAAAUAAUUGAGUUAAAUAAUUGAAUUCAUGCACACUUUCUUGACCUUUGUUUGUAUAAAUGAAUGUAUAUCUGUUUUUCAGCUACAGACACAAAUGUA